AUGAUCGUCCUGGCCGACGACCUGAUCGACGGCGGCUCGCACGCGCACGCCCUCGGCGACGGCCACGGCCCCGGCAGCCCGGCCCACGGCGGGUACUACAGCGACAGCGAGGAGGAGCUCGACGAGGAUGACGAGAUUUGCCACCUAUGCUCGCUGCCCAUCCGGCCGCAGGAGCCGCGAGUGCUGGUGGACGAGCCGGCCACCGGGCCGGCUACCGGCGCCUCGACCGACUCCAUCGACGACGACCCCCUUGCCAGCCCCCCCCUGGCGCCUCCCCAUCAGCAGCCAUCGCACUCAUCCAUGAGCCUGGCCGCCGGGGGCGUGUACAUCCACAUCCACUGCAUGCGGUGCAAUGUGUGCGCCGCGUCGCUGCUGGAGGCCCCCUUCUCGCUGGACCAGAAUGAGCGCGUCCUCUGCGUCGGCUGCUCGCCCAAGUGCCACCAGUGCCACCAGACCAUCCUCCGGGACCUGGUGCAGGCCUUCGGCCGGACCUACCACGGGGAUUGCUUCCAGUGCUACCAGUGCCACCAGCCGAUGAAGUCCUCGCCGCAGUGCUCCUCCUCCGGGCUCGGCGGGUCCAACGGGACCCCCGGCUCGUCGCAGCAUUUCUACCAGCAGUCCGGCCAGCCGAUUUGCUCGCGGUGCAUGUCCAAUCGGUCGGUCUUCAUCAAGCGCGCCUUCCCCGAGGCGGACGAGCUCCUGCACACCACGCCCCCGACGCCGACCGAUGCCGAUCCCAGCAUGGACGAGGCCCCGCUGACGCCGACCACCGCCGAGUCCGACCACUUCAUUUCGCUGUCGGACUUCCAGCACGGGUCCGUGUCGAAGCUCCCCCGGUCGGACUCCACCCUGUCGGUGAUGACCCCGCGGCCGUCGUCAACCAUGGUCUUCAAUCUGGCCAACUCCCGGACGCUGGAGGGUGUUCUCAACUCCGAGCAGGGGACCGACUACUUUGUCCGCUUCUGUAUCGAGGAUUACUCGGUGGAGAAGAUCUUCUUCGUGCUGGACCUCCGCCAGUUUGAGACCGUGCAAAUCGCAUCUGCGUCGGACCUGCACCUGUACGCGACGACCAUCUUCCACAAGUAUCUCCGGCCGGAUGCCGAGCUGGCGGUCGACGUGCCGCUGGACCUGCGGAUGGACCUGUUCAAGGUGAUCGAGUCCAACCGGGUGAGCCGGUCGAUGUUCCAGCGCGCGCGGGCCCUGGUGUACCAGCAGCUGGAGGACGAGGUCUUCCCGAAGUUCUUCUACAGCAUUCUCGGCCGCCGGUACCUGGAGAGCAUUGAGUUUGAUGACAACGGCGAGGUGUCUCUGCUUUCCCUUGCCCAGCGCCGGAAGCCGGCCUUCUCGGACAUCGAGGCCGCCGUGUCGAUGGCCAACCUGUCGGCCUCCAACCAGGCCUCCGGCAUCCCGAACACGGUGGUCAUCGUCGGGGCCAGCGUCCGGACAUUCGAGCGCCGGCGCGACCCGGACAAGUACUAUGCGUACGAGGUCGUGGUCCACCGGGCUGUCUGCCGGCAGCGGCCCGCCCCCGUCGACGCCAACUCGUCUCAGGACCAGGCGAUCGCCAUCACGACCAUUGGCGUGUACCGCCGGUUCAGCCAAUUCUUCCAGCUCCACCAGGCCCUCACCAAGCAGUUCCCCCGGCUGGUGUUCCCGCCCUUCCCGCCACGCAUGAAGUUCGGCCGGAGCCAGGUCCAGCGCGUGACCGUCCAGAGGCUGGCCCACCUGGAUGUGUACAUGAAGGGACUGAUGCAGCUGGCCGAGGUGAAGACCUCGGCCCGGCUGUUGGAGUUCCUCCACCCAUCGGACGACGACAUUCAGAACUACCGCUUCAACAAGCGCCUCAGUGCCAUCUCCGUGGACUUCACCCUCAAGUACCACUGA
Messenger RNA from Fonticula alba, 1884 nucleotides. RefSeq lists its product as hypothetical. Gene Ontology annotation, molecular function: superoxide-generating NADPH oxidase activator activity; phosphatidylinositol binding. NCBI's taxonomy places the organism in Eukaryota, Rotosphaerida, Fonticulaceae. The transcript has 9 exons. Bases 1 to 1884 code for a protein of 627 amino acids. Gene Ontology annotation, biological process: superoxide anion generation. The record is from RefSeq and is a predicted model, not a curated record.